AUGACGGUCAUCAAGAUCGAGGCCGUCACGGACCUGCUAUGUCCGUGGUGCUACGUCGGCAAGAGGAACCUCGACCGCGCAAUCUCACAGUACCGCGCCGUGGACCCUACCGCCGAGUUCGAGGUCGUCUGGAAGCCGUUCUAUCUGAGCCCGGCGUUGAAGAGCACCGGCUACGACAAACGCGAAAUGUACACAACCCGCUUCUCCCUAGCAGGCGACCUCCCCGCCGCCCUAUCCCGCAUCACCUCCGCCUGCACACGAACCGGCAUCGCCCUAAACGUCACAGGCCGCACCGGCAACUCGCGCCAGUCGCACAAGCUCCUGCGCCUCGCCCUCGCCUCCCGCGGUCCCGCAGCCCAGGACGCCCUCCUCGAGGCGCUCUUCAGGGGCCACUUUGAACUCGGCGCAGACAUCUCGGACCGCGCCUACCUCGUCAAGACGGCCGUCGAGGCGGCGGGGCUGAAGGAGCCCGACGUCGAGGCCGCGCUCGAUAGCGAUCGCGCGGGGGAAGUCGUCGACGCGGAGGUCGUGGGCGCGAGGAAGGCGGGGGUCACGGGGGUGCCGACGUUUACGGUGCAAGGGAGGUGGAGGGUCGGUGGGAAUCAGGAGCCGGAUGUGUUUUUGAGGGUUUUUGAGCGGGUUACGGAAGGGUGUUGA
This is a messenger RNA of Colletotrichum abscissum, 657 nucleotides long. Its product is annotated as DSBA-like thioredoxin domain-containing protein. The record is from RefSeq and is a predicted model, not a curated record. Bases 1 to 657 code for a protein of 218 amino acids. Lineage: Eukaryota; Fungi; Ascomycota; Sordariomycetes; Glomerellales; Glomerellaceae. Gene Ontology annotation, molecular function: oxidoreductase activity. The transcript has 2 exons.